GAGCCCUCCCCACUACCUACUCUGCGCUGGGCCUCGAACAAGCAGCUGGUGAGCGCUGCUGCCCGCUGAGCCUUCCUCCCACACAAGAGCCUUGCGCCGGUCAUGGCAGUGCCGCGGGGCUGGCAGAUGGGGCUCUGACUCUUAUCUUCACACUGGGCAGGGCUGCUGGGCUCGGAGCCGGUCCCCUCUGUGUGACAGAGUCCCUCAGCUGCCUCCAACCUCAGAAAGAGGGGCUGCUCUGCUCCAAACCCCGCCUCAACCCUUGCUGCGUCGUGCAUCCCUUGGCUGCUGACCCAGGCUCAGAAGAUGGAUGGUCUGGAGCUGAGCUGGCUGGUGAAUCACUCCCAUCCCCUUCCCCCAGGCUCUGCUCGAUACCCUGAGCUCAGUGUUGACCUGCUCAGCAGGAAAGGAGCAUGUCUGCAGCUGGCUGCCAUGAGGAAUGUGAACAUCAUCCUGCAGCACUACAAUUUUACAGGCAAGCUGACCAACCGGCAGUCCCAGGAUGAAGGCAUGAGCCUCAUCCGCACAGCCUUUGUCAUCAUCAGCUGCAUCAUCAUCCUGGAGAACCUGCUGGUGCUGCUGGCCAUCCUGCGGUGCCUGCGAGCCCGCCGCUGGGUCUAUUCCUGCAUUGCCAGCAUCACUGUGAGCGACCUGCUGGCAGGCAUCGCCUACCUCUCCAAUCUCUGCCUCUCAGGCAAGAAGACCUUCCAGCUCUCGCCUCAGCUCUGGUUCCUACGGGAGGGCAUCCUCUUCGUCGCGCUGGCCGCCUCCACCUUCAGCCUGCUGGUGACCGCCAUCGAGCGCUACAGUGCCAUGGUAAGGCCGAUUGCUGAGAAUGAGGCCAGCAAGACCCUGCGCCUGCGCGGCCUCAUCAUCUCCUGUUGGCUGCUGGCCUUGGUCAUUGGACUGCUUCCGCUGCUGGGCUGGAACUGUCUGUGCGACUUCAACGCCUGCUCUGUCCUCCUGCCUCUCUACUCCAAGAACUACAUCCUUUUCUCUGUGGUCAUGUUCAGCAUCAUCCUUCUAGGGAUCGUCGGCCUCUACAUCUCCAUCUAUCAACUGGUCCUGGCCAGCUCCAAGCAAACCAGUUCUCGGCACAGCCGCAAACGGUCCCUGCGCUUGCUCAAGACUGUACUGAUGAUCCUGGGUGCCUUCAUCAUUUGCUGGAGCCCCCUCUUCGCCCUGUUGCUCUUUGAUGCCUUCUGUGAGACCCAGACCUGCAGACACCUCCACAGCCUGGACUGGACCUUGGCUCUGGCCAUGCUCAACUCAGGCAUUAACCCUGUUAUUUACUCCCUCCGGAGCGUGGAGGUGCGCCGUGCUGUGGGAAGCCUGCUGUGCUGCUGCUGUGUCCGGGCUGGGCUUUGCAAGCCCGGGAGCUGCUUGGUCAUCACAGACAUCAACUCUGGCUCAUCGACAGAGAGCUCCUUGCGCUAUCGGGAGAGCUUCCGCAGCUCUGUAGCCCUGAAUGCCCGGCCCAGGGCACCCCUCUCCAGCAACUCCAGCAUGAUGAGCAACCUCCCCAGCCUCUGAGAGGCCAUGGGGAGAGCAGGGGAGGGCCAGACAGCCCACUAGGACCUCGUGCUGCCAGUCCUGGCCUAGCAGAGCUGGGGCCUUGGGUUCAGCUCGGACUGAAGGGUGCGACCCCGCCCCAGUGGUUAACUGUGGCCAGGCUUUCCAGCACCGUGGAUUGGGAUGUUGCUUUGGUGUGCAUGUAACAUGGGGAAAGGCA
This is a messenger RNA of Dromaius novaehollandiae (emu), 1732 nucleotides long. It is a transcript of the gene S1PR4, whose product is annotated as sphingosine-1-phosphate receptor 4. Gene Ontology annotation, cellular component: plasma membrane; cytoplasm. Gene Ontology annotation, biological process: regulation of metabolic process; adenylate cyclase-activating G protein-coupled receptor signaling pathway. Gene Ontology annotation, molecular function: sphingosine-1-phosphate receptor activity. The record is from RefSeq and is a predicted model, not a curated record. Bases 307 to 1533 code for a protein of 408 amino acids. The transcript has 2 exons. Lineage: Eukaryota; Metazoa; Chordata; Aves; Casuariiformes; Dromaiidae.